Messenger RNA from Amaranthus tricolor (Joseph's coat), 1882 nucleotides. RefSeq names its product OVARIAN TUMOR DOMAIN-containing deubiquitinating enzyme 12-like. Gene Ontology annotation, biological process: protein deubiquitination. The transcript has 13 exons. The record is from RefSeq and is a predicted model, not a curated record. Bases 586 to 1635 code for a protein of 349 amino acids. Gene Ontology annotation, molecular function: cysteine-type deubiquitinase activity. Lineage: Eukaryota; Viridiplantae; Streptophyta; Magnoliopsida; Caryophyllales; Amaranthaceae.
ACCCAAAUUAUGACGUAAAAAACAUUGACCGUCUAAAUCAUUUUCCUAAUCCACAACACAAGCCCAUUUUCUCUCUCCAACUCUAUGCCGUCGAAAUAUCAGAUCUCAAUCGCCGAUUAUCUUUUCCGAUCGCCGUGUAAGCUCUUAUUAUCAGGGACCGUUUGCUUGGCAUCUCUAUGAAGGUGUAGUAGAGAUAAGUCUCUGGGGGCAUGUCAUUUAACAUUACCGACCCCCUUCCUUUAAGGAAUGACAACCACAAUAAUGCAGCUCACUUUUUUGUUUGUUUUGGAGGGUAAGGUUGUGUAGGUACAGCCAAAAAAUCUUACCUAUGUACUAGGUAGAAGCCGUGUUGGGAGCCAUUUAAAGAUUUGAGAUACCAAAAUGUCGUUGCUCAUAAAUUAAGUGAAAAAUUCGAACCAGUGUGGUCCAAUCCUGGUAAAUAUCUUUACCCAUAAAUUGGAAGGUCCAUUUUUCCAUCAUAGAUCGAUUUAUUACUGUGCUUCAUUCUAAAAACGGUGAUUGGAGUAUGAUGGGUAGCUGACAAUCUAUAAAGAGAGAAAAAAGGUUUUUGGUUGAUCUAUUAAGAUGAUGACGACUGAUGAGCAAGAUCAAGAUGCCAUCGGUUGGAGUUUGAAUCUUCUUGAUUUGGGACCAUUGUUCAAUAACACUUAUGGCAGUUGUUAUAGUUCAGAAGAUGGGAGCAUCUAUCAUGGACAAUAUCUGAGAGAGUACAAUUAUGAUGCGCCUUGUAAUUCUGAAUGUAACUAUGUGGAAAAAGAUGCGAUGCUUGCACAUUCUCUACAAGAAGAAUUUUCACGAUUGGAAGUUGAUAAUGCAGCUCAAUCCUCUCACGCAGAAUCAGAGCAGUUUCAUCCAGUUUCAUCUAAUGAUUCUUCAGACUGGCUUGCACCAUCUACUGCCAAUUACUGUUCUGUUCAUGAGAGCGCCCAGGAGGCAGAUGAUACGGGGCAUUCGAGCUCAUGUUCUAGUCCAGGAGAGAGAUCAUAUGAUGGUGAAGAUUAUUCGUAUUCACUGGAAUUUGCUGACGAGUCUGCACUUGACGGAGAACUGGGGAAGAGGCUUAACCAAAUGAUACCUGUUCCUCAUGUACCUCGAAUUAAUGGGGAAAUACCUUCAAUGGAUGAAGCAACUUCAGAUCAUCAAAGACUACUAGAUAGAUUGCAGUUGUAUAAUUUAGUUGAGCGCAAGGUCCAAGGAGAUGGAAAUUGUCAGUUCCGCGCUUUGUCAGAUCAAUUCUAUCGUACUCCAGAACAUCAUAAGUUUGUGAGGCAGCAGGUUGUCAAUCAGCUUAAAUCAGAACCAGAGUACUAUGAGGAAUAUGUGCCUAUGGAGUAUGGUGAAUACCUAAAGAAGAUGUCCAAGAGUGGUGAAUGGGGAGAUCAUGUCACUUUGCAGGCAGCUGCUGAUUCGUAUGGUGUUAAGAUAUUCCUCAUCACUUCUUUCAAGGACACAUGUUACAUGGAAAUUAUUCCAAAGAUUCAAAGGUCAAACCGAGUCAUCUUUUUGAGCUUUUGGGCGGAAGUGCAUUAUAACUCAAUCUAUCCAGAAGGAGAGUUACCGCCUCCCUGUGAAUUGAGAAAGAAGAAGAGAUGGUGGCAUUUCGGAAAUAAUUAACAAGGAUUAUUUAUUUAUAUGGAUACUUGACGCUUCUAAUUGAUCUGUAUAUAUUGAUCUAGGUCAGACCCGUGAGCAUCACUUUUAUUCGCAAUAAUGUCUUUAUUAUUUCUUGUGUUUCUCUGCCUGGCCUUGGAUAUUGUGCAGGUGACGAGGAUGAGUCUUAAAAACAAACAUUUAUAUGACCUAUGCCUUAUAUCAUAAUAUAUGUCUUGGCAUGCAUUUUGAUUUCGCAUGCCACUUCCAA